This is a messenger RNA of Adineta steineri, 1529 nucleotides long. The record is from the annotation of a GenBank genome assembly. NCBI's taxonomy places the organism in Eukaryota, Metazoa, Rotifera, Eurotatoria, Adinetida, Adinetidae.
AAAAAGAAAUUUUUAACAAAAGAUAAAAUAACUGAACAAGGUUUACACAUUAUUCAAAUAUUUAUUCAAAAUACUUUAUCAAAAAUUGAUGAUAUACAAGUUUUGGUAAAUAUUUCAAUUAUUUUUUAAAUUAGAUACUAAAAAAUUAUCAGUUUCAAUGAGAGUCAAGGGAACCUACCGUUUUCAUUACUCAAAAGGAUUCCUCCUAGAAAUUAGUAUUUUAUAUAGCGGAUGGGCUGAGUGAGCGGCGCUCACCUGGAUAAAACACUACUGGGAACGGUGAAUAAUAGAAAUAUUAAUGAAAAAAGAGUGAGAGCGUGGACCUCGUCUUCAUCCCACUUGAUAUUAUUUAAGAUGAAAUCAUUGUAAAAUUAAUCGUCUUUGAGAAACAUUAAAUUUAAUUGUUGAUUUAGAUAGAGAGACUUCAGAUCUAUAUUUCAAGAUAUAAUGCAUUUCCGUACCUUUUUUGGCUGACAAAUUAAAACUAUAACCUCAAAUAAACUCCCUUUAAAUACGUAUUGAAAUAUGUUCGAUAGGACUUUCUAAGACUAAGAUAGACAAAAUUUCUUUGAAAACUAUCAAAAGUAUAAUGAAAAUCUAGGUUCAAACAUUUGAGAUUCAUUCCGAUCUACUUACAGAUCAUUUUGUCAUAUAAAAAUAGAUUAGAAUCAUGCAUGAUAGGAUUAAUAACAAUGAAUAAUUCUUUAUUUAGACAUCUGGACAACUUUGGAGAGCAUUAAUUCUUCAUAAUUCAUUAUCCGAUAAAGAUACAAAUGAAGGUAAACUUACAGUUGGACAUGUAGCUAAAAUUUCACAACUUAUGGAAAAUUGUUUAUCAUCAUCAUCAAUAAUUGCGUUAACAAUUAUUGAAUUCAUAUCACAUGAUAUUACGUUUACAACAUCAUUUUGGUAUACAAUUCUUAAAGGAAAUUCUCAUUUAGAACUCUAUCUUCUUACUAUACGUAUUUCAUUUCUAUUAAUGUCUCCAACAAAUGAUUAUUCAGAUAAAUUUAUUGAAUUAUUAAAAACAAAUUUAUCAUCAUUUAAUUCAAAUAUACGUUUAUUAACACUUCGUAUACUUUCUUCAUUUAUUGAGGAUAAAAAUGAAAAAAAUAAUGUUAUAUUAACUUGUCUUUUAUGCGAAGAAUGUCCAUUAAAUGUUUAUGAAUUUCGUGCAAAAAUAAUUCAUUUACAAAAAUUAUCUGUUGAAUUUAUUUUAUUAAAUAAAAAUACAUCAUCAUUUCAUUUAGCAAUGUAUUAUCUUCUUGGUAUACUUUGUUCAAAUUUUACACCAUUAUGGUCAAUAUGUACUGAAUUACUUGGUUCAUAUGGUAAUAAAGCUAUUGAAUAUAUUGGCCAUACAUAUUUUUGGUCAAUACUUAAUGAAAAAUUUCAAUUAGUAAAUCAACAUAAUGAUAUAGAAAUUGUUGAAUCAAUCGAUGAUGAAUUAAUAAAUGAAUAUCUUGAAAAUGAAGUAAAAAGAGAAUAUGAAGUCAAUGAUCAAUCAAUUGAUUAUAUACAAUAUCGUA